CACAAAUACUACAGCUUGUGUAUAUCUUUACACAUCUAUGUAUUUCUUUAUUUCUAUAUAUCUGAUAUCUCUAAAUAUCUCAAUUGCCAGCUUAUCUGUUUCUAUAUAACUAUAUCUAUAGAUUUCAUUUUCUGUAUCUAGCUACAACUACCUAGGUACUGGUAAAGUGAAAUGGAAGAGUUCGAUGGGGGAUUCAUGGACGGACGACACCAAGCAAAGACAGUUAAAACAAGGAUGGAGGCUGCAUUAAAGAGGGAUGUAGAAAAGACGCAUCUUCAAAAGAUAUUAUCCGCCACAAGCAAUUUUUCUAGUGAAAAUCUCAUUAAGGACGAUGGAUCAGGAAAGUUGUACAAAGGACAACUCUUGCAAAAUGGGAAGUUAAUGAAUAUUGCAGUGUGGAGGUUAGAUCGUAAGUAUGGGAAUACAUACAUUGAGUUCAAGGCUGAGAUAUCAUUUCUUUCUAGUCUCCAGCACAAAAAUAUCAGCUCUAUAUUUGAGUAUUAUGACGGUGAUAAUGAAAAGAUAAUCAUUUACGAGGGGGCAUUUCAUGGUAUUUUGUACCAACACCUACAUGAUCCAACUCUUACAUGGUCCCGUAGACUACAAAUAUGUUUAGGUGUUGCACGUGCGUUGAAUUACAUCCAUUAUGAUGUCAUACAUUGUGACAUCAAUAGCUCUAAAAUUUUUUUAGAUGAAGAUUGGGAACCUAGGAUAUUCGGUUUUGGACUUUCCACAAAAUAUCCUCAAAGUUGGACGCAUCGCCUCCAUUUUUCUUGCUACUUUGACUCCACAAGCACUAUAACACCUAAAUAUGAUAUUUACUCUUACGGGGUAUUAUUGUUGGAAGUCCUUUGCGGGAAAAAAACAUCCGUUAAAGACAAUGGUGAUAAGGAGAAGUUAGAUGAGAUCAUUGAUCCUAAUCUAAAGAGACAAAUGGACACGCAAUCGUUGACACUAUUUUUGAAUAUAGCACAAAACUGCUUGAAUCAGCAACUUGUGGAGCGUCCAACUAUGGAUCAGAUUGUCAAAGAACUUGAGGAAGUGUUUGAACUUCAACUGAAUCAUGAAAAUCUUGAAAUUUUAGCCGAUGCAGGGGAUGGUGUAGCAUCUAACCACUUGAAGAUGGACCUUUUGGAGAUUCCGCUAAGCGAAAUAAAGUUGGCCACAAAUAAUUUUGAUGAAGAGAAUGUUGUAGGGUCAGGCGGGUAUGGUAUAGUAUACAGAGCAAAACUUGACGUGUUAGAUUUCCAAAGUUUGUCAUCAAUGGAAGGGAGAUGUAAAGAUGAGCUUCCCAGGAAAAGAAAAACUGUAGCUAUAAAACGCAUGUUCAGUAGAUCAGAUGAGCAAGGUAAAGAAGGGUUUUUGACAGAGAUUGAAUUACUUACAAGGUGUAAUCAUCCAAACAUAGUUUCUCUUCUUGGAUUUUGUAGAGAAGGCCAUGAAAUGAUUCUUGUAUAUGAGUAUGCUUUUAAAGGAAGCCUAAGUGAUUAUCUGGAAAGCACAAGUAAACAGAUUAAUUUUACUUGGUCACAAAGAAUACAAAUUUGUCUCGAUAUUGCACAUGGAAUUAAUUACCUUCACACCAAUAUGGAGGGUAAACCAAGGAUAAUACAUCGAGAUAUUAAGAGCCAAAAUAUUUUGCUGGAUGAGAAUUUUAAAGCAAAGGUUGCUGACUUUGGGCUCUCCAAAUUCCAUCCUAGCAAUCAACAAGCAAGCACUAUCUAUACCAGAAAUAUUGCUGGCACAGAGGUGUACAUGGAUCCUGAAUAUCUGACUACAUUUAAGUACAAAAAAGAAUCAGAUGUUUACUCAUUUGGAGUAGUUCUAUUCGAGAUCCUAUCAGGGAGAUUAGCCUAUGAUUCAAUUUAUAUGAUGGAAAAUAACAAAGGGCUUGCACCUAUUGUGCGACGGCGGUUCAAUGAAGGAACGUUAAAGGAAUUGAUAGAUCCUCAAAUAAUAGAGGAAGAUGAUGCACAAAUAUUUACUCUAAAUAGAGGGCCCAAUCAAGAUUCUUUUGACUCAUUUUCGAUAGUUGCAUAUCAAUGUUUGGCAGAAACUCAAGCCAAACGUCCAACAAUGGAGGCCGUCAUUAAAGAACUCAAGCAUGCAUUAAAAUUGCAAGGGGAAACCAUGGUACUCUCAAGGUUUAGGGUUAGUGAUAUAGCAUUUGCAACUGAGAAUUUUGCCAAAAAAUAUUGCUGUGGAAGAGACUCAAAUGGUCUGCUGUACAAAGCAGUACUCGAUCAUUCUGACAAAAAAAGUUUGUUGGCGAUAGAAGGGGAGAAUAAUGGUGUACCACUCAAGAGAUGCAUCAGCGUAGCUAUAAAACGUUUCUUUAAUAGAGAAGACGGGCGAGGAGAACAAGGGUUUUUUGAAGAAGUUGAAAUGCAUAUUAGUUAUAGGCAUCCUAACAUAGUCCCUAUUCUUGGUUUUUGUGACGAAGGUGAUGAUAAGAUCAUUGUCUACGAGCAUGCUUCUAACGGAAGCCUUGAUGACUAUCUGAGACGCACUGAUAACAUGAGUAAGCAUACAUGGACUCAACGUCUAUAUAAGUGCCUUGAGAUUGCAAGUGGACUCCGUCACCUACAUUACAUGAUGGACCGCAAGAAAGGGACGAUAGACGUUGACAUGAGGAGUGCCAAUAUUCUGCUAGGAAAAAAUUGGGAGGCGAAGAUUGCUUACUUUGGGAUCUCGAAAUUACUCUUGUCAAAUCAGAAGGGAAGCACAAACAUCUCCGAUAAUAAUGUACGCACAAAAGUAUACCACGGACCAGGUGAAUUGAAAAAUAAAUCAGACAUCUACUCGUUGGGAGUGAUUCUCUUUGAGAUCUUUUGUGGGAGGUUGGCUUACGAUCCAACAUAUAUAGUUGAAAACAAAAAUGGGCUUGCACCCAUUGUUUGCCGAUGCUUCAGUGAUGGAACAAUAAAGCAAAUUAUGGAUCCUACACUGAAGGAACACUAUGAUGAAGACAUAUUAACUUCAAAUAGACUACCUAUUCAAGAUUCACUUGACGCAUUCUUAAGUAUUGCAUAUCAAUGUUUGGCAGAAGUUCCAGCACAGCGUCCAACCAUAAAAAUUGUCAUCAAAAGACUUGAGAUAGCUCUUAACAUUCAAGAAAACCUCGUUAAAAGCCUCAAAAUUUCACUUAAAGCUGUUGAAUCAGCCACAGAAAACUUUUGUUUAAAGAAUUGUUUUGGGAGCGGAAGAUAUUGGAUGGCCUAUAAAGGAGUGGUUCCAUGUGCCGAUGCCUGUGCCGAUGCCAGUGCCAGUGCUAGUGCUACCGCUAGUGGGAGUUCCAACACGGAUGGCAUUGUUGCAAAACGGUGGGAUACCAAGUUUAGUCAAGCACAUCAUCAGUUUCAGACGGAACUUAAUAUUAUUUUCAAGCAUAAGCACGAGAAUAUCAUCGGUCUUGCAGGCUAUUGUAACGAAAUGGAUGAAAGGAUCAUCGUCUAUGAGAAUGCAUCUAAUGGAAGUCUUGAUAUGCAUUUGGAUGACGCUAGUCUAACAUGGAUUAUUAGACUCAAGAUAUGCAUUGGUGUUGCAUGCGGAUUGAAUUUCCUCCAUGAGGGUGCUGUAAUGCUAAAGAAGGUGGUACAUAGGAAUAUCCAAAGCCAUGCCAUUCUGCUACAUGAUGAUUGGAAGGCAAAAAUUUCAAAUUUGGAGUUGUCAUCAUUGGAUUCAUUGCCGCAGGACAUGGAACAUGUUAGCAAUAAUGCUUAUGGUGCAAACGGCUAUUUUGACCCAGAUAACAAACAAGGUUUCUUAACUGGAAAAUCUGAUGUAUAUUCAUUUGGUGUGGUUUUAUUUGAGAUCUUGUGUGGAAGAUUGGCAUGGGCUGAGGGCUGUAAGGAUCAUCCUCAAUCUUUCUCCUCGUUAUGUAAAAGGCAAUAUCUAGAAGGGAAAGUUGAAGAAAUGGUGCUCGAUGGUAUAAAAGAACAAAUUGGUCCAGAAUCAUUGGCUACAUUUGCAAAUAUUGCCUAUCGAUGCUUACAUGACAAGAGAGAAGAGCGGCCUACGGCAGGCGAUGUAUUAGUACAACUAAAGAAAGCGUUGGAGGUGCAAGAAGAUUAUGAAAAAUGGGAAGCGGGACUGCCUAAAGAAUACAAGGAAAUAAUCCAGAUGUCAGAAAUUCCCGAGGUCUACUCUACCACAAAGGGGAAGGAUCUUUAUGACAUACUCUCCAAGGGAAUCCUUACUCAUGAGGGCAAAGUGUGGUUUGCACUUGGAAGCAAUGGAAUAAGAAACGAAAUGGUAUCAGCAAGCCAAUUUUCAUAUGAAAAUCAUGGCUCACUUAAGUGGUUAUCUAUUCCAGAGUCAAGGUUUAGUAAAAUAGCGGAGAUAUCAGAUAUUUCGAAUUUGAAAAUCAAAAUAAAGAUAAGAACCCGAUCUUUAUCUGUGGGUGUCAAUUAUAGCGUUCAUCUUGUCCUCAAAUUUUGUGGUGCCAGAAAGUCUCCAACUAAACAAAUGUAUGUGAACCUAACAUACAAAAUGGGGAAUGAAACCUUACAUGCAUAUUUCGCAACAUGGAGCGAAGAUGGGUGGAUGCGGAUUGAAUUGUAUCGGUUCUUGAAUAACAAGGAAGAUACUGACUUUGAGUUUCUACUAGAGAGCUUUUCAAAAUGCUAUUGUGAAAGUGAUGUCAUCUAUGUUGAAGGCCUCGAGUGUCGAGCAAAUGACAAUGAGAAGCAUGACGAAAACAACAACUUAAAGGAAGCCCAACUAGUCCUUGCUCCAACCUCGAACAUAGAUCCAAUUCAACGUUUCGUAGCUAGUAUUCCUUUUGAUAUUUGUAGUACUUUGACUCACACAUGUCUAAAGUUGUUCAACCCAAGCAACAAGGAAAAAUAUUAUAGGGUUUCAGCAAUGGAUGCCAUUUUCGAUCCUUCAAAUGUGAAGCUUUUUAAUUCGAAACUCGAGACUCAAUACAGAUUCCAAAAGGCGAUUGAGAUUCUAUCAACGCAAGUAUUUCGUAUCAAGUACAUCAUUCAAAGCAACAGAUUGUUACCAAAUACAGAAUAUACGUGUUACCUUGUAUUCAAGCUAUCAGAAAAUCAUUGUAGGUUGCAUUGUCCGGUUAUAGUACAAGAUCUACGGCAGCCCGAAAACACACCGACCCGAAUUCUUUAUUUUAAAACCCCACACUCAUGGAAUUUAAACGACUUUACUCAAUGUCCAGAGGAGCGGGAUGAUGGAUGGAUGGAGGUUGAGGUUUGGAAAUUCAAAUCAAAGCCUCAUCAAGCGGAUAUUAAUAGUAUCUAUUGGGACGAUAUCAAUUUGAAACUUAAAAUAUAUGAAGGAACUAUGUACGGCCUUAUUGUAUGGGGCCUAGAGUUUCGUCCGAUGGAAGAAUAUAUAUGAUAGAAUUUGUAUCAUGUUUUGUACAUUUUAGUGUAUAUAAAAUGAGUUACCUCA
Messenger RNA from Erigeron canadensis, 5415 nucleotides. RefSeq lists its product as uncharacterized. The coding region runs from base 172 to 5361 and encodes 1729 amino acids. Gene Ontology annotation, biological process: protein autophosphorylation. Gene Ontology annotation, molecular function: transmembrane receptor protein tyrosine kinase activity; ATP binding. The transcript has 13 exons. The record is from RefSeq and is a predicted model, not a curated record. Gene Ontology annotation, cellular component: plasma membrane; plasmodesma. Lineage: Eukaryota; Viridiplantae; Streptophyta; Magnoliopsida; Asterales; Asteraceae.